Messenger RNA from Centruroides sculpturatus (bark scorpion), 705 nucleotides. RefSeq names its product NADH dehydrogenase [ubiquinone] 1 alpha subcomplex assembly factor 3-like. NCBI's taxonomy places the organism in Eukaryota, Metazoa, Arthropoda, Arachnida, Scorpiones, Buthidae. Gene Ontology annotation, cellular component: mitochondrial inner membrane. Bases 85 to 621 code for a protein of 178 amino acids. Gene Ontology annotation, biological process: mitochondrial respiratory chain complex I assembly. The record is from RefSeq and is a predicted model, not a curated record. The transcript is spliced from 4 exons.
UCUCUAAUACGACGUAGAACGUAUAUCACGUGUAGUUUUAAUACGAAAUAGCGAAAAGAUAAUAAAGAGUUCUAAAAAUUAGUCAUGCUAAAUACACUGAAUAGGCUCAGAAAUGCGUUAACGUAUACAAAUUUUAGACAAUUCAGCAAUGUGUAUCGUACUCAAUUUAAUUCAGAAUUUUCUAGCAGAUUAAAUCCAAACAAUUGCUUUAAACCUAACAUUAGAUUCUAUAGUUAUGAAGGAGAUGGAAAAACAGUUGCAAUAAUGAUAAACAAAGAAGCAGAAUCUAAUUUAAUGAUUGAUAGUUAUAGUAAUUUUGGUUUUCGAUUAAACAAUAAUUUAUUUGUACUUGGUCCAUUGGCUAUUUUUCCACGAUCUGUUUUACAAUGGAAUGUAAAAACUGUUGAUGAUAUAAAUGAAAAUUCUUUAUCACUUUUCUAUUUAUUAGAACCAAAAAUAGUUUUUUUACAGCAACAUGCUUGUAGUACUUACAAUUAUUUAACAGCUGAAAACAGAUGUAUUGCUGCAGCUUUAAUUCCACCAACAAUAAUAAAAUAUACAGAUGAAGAUAUUGUAGAAUCUCAAGCAAAACAGAAGUUACUUUAUGAGCAAGACUGGUGAACAUAGAAAUGAAAAUUAUUAAAUGUUGAGUUGUAAUGUUUAGAAUUUAUAUUUAUGAUGUAAAUAAAAGUUAUUUCUUGUUGA